Scaptodrosophila lebanonensis is the source of this 1227-nucleotide messenger RNA. Its product is annotated as carboxypeptidase B-like. The record is from RefSeq and is a predicted model, not a curated record. Gene Ontology annotation, molecular function: metallocarboxypeptidase activity; zinc ion binding. NCBI's taxonomy places the organism in Eukaryota, Metazoa, Arthropoda, Insecta, Diptera, Drosophilidae. The transcript has 3 exons. Bases 1 to 1227 code for a protein of 408 amino acids. Gene Ontology annotation, biological process: proteolysis.
AUGACGUAUUUAUGGCUCUUGUUGUCCAACUUGUGUUUAGUACUCGUGAGUAGCAGCGUGUACGACGGCUAUAAGGAGCUUGAGCUGGCAACAAAGUCGCGAUCGGCAGUUGAAAAUUUUAGGUUUGCUGAGUUGGCAAGAAAUGACUCAUUCCAUGGGCUCUAUAAUAAAAGGGGCUUGGGUGCCUCCGCGCGUUCAACAGAGGAAACUUUUGCCAAGUUAUUGGAUACAAUUGGCAUAAGCUAUAGGCUGGUCAAUGGAGAUGUGGGUCUAACCCUUGGUCGGGAGAUUCCGUACGAGGGUGGCCUGAGCACCGAACGCUAUUAUACGCACUCGGAGAUAAAUCAGUACCUUGAAGACCUGGCUAAGCGUUUCCCGACACGCGUUUUCAUUAAGGCCGCUGGCAAGAGCUACGAGGGUCGUUGGAUGAAGACUAUUACGAUAACGAAUGGCGAUCAGCGCACAAACAAAAAUGUCAUCUUCAUAGAUGGCGGCAUUCAUGCUCGCGAGUGGAUUGCUCCUGCCGCAGCACUUUAUGCCAUAAGUGAGCUCGUGGAAAACUUUGUCGCGUAUCAUGAACUGCUGUUGGACUAUGAUUGGGUAGUGCUGCCCGUAGUUAAUCCCGAUGGGUAUGAGUACACACAGCUGUCGCCGGAUACUCGGCUUUGGCGGAAAACGCGCCAACCAAGUAGCGCCGAAUGUAUUGGCUCUGAUCCUAAUCGCAAUUUUGAUUUUCAUUGGAAUGAGGGGGGCUCCUCUUCUGAUCCAUGCUCAGAUACUUAUGGUGGACCGCAAGCCUUGUCAGAGCCUGAGGUCGUUGUGUUGCGUGACUUACUGCACACUUUUUCCGGCCGAGGAAAAAUGUAUUUGACCCUGCACUCCUAUGGCAAUCUUAUACUUUAUCCGUGGGGCUGGACGCCCGAUUUGCCGGAGACUGUCGACGAUUUGCAUGAGGUAGCGACUGCCGGCUCUGAGGCUAUAUAUGCCGCCACAGGCACAAAAUACGAAAUCGGUUCUUCGACCAACGUGCUCUAUGUAGCAGCGGGCGCCAGCGACGACUACGCCUUCCAUGCCGGAUUUCCCAUAUCAUUCACCAUGGAAUUGCCAGCUGGUGGUCCAAAUGAUUUUGAUCCACCUCCAUCAGCUAUUGAUAGUAUCGUUAAGGAGACGUGGGUUGGAAUAGUGGCUAUGGCACACAAAGUCGUUGAAAAAUAUCCAUUGGAAUGA